GUGAAUUCUGUUGUUUACGCGAACAGGUGAGUCAAUCGUUCCAUGCGAGCAAUGAAAUCGAAUUAAUUAAAAAUGUGAGCGAAUCCUAAUGGUAUCGCGCUGCGUACUGCGCACAUCUGUCCCAUAUUGCCAUCGGUGGUAACCUUGCCUUAGUCAGAGACUCGCACACAUCGAAAUUUCACUAAUAAACAAUUGAUCGCCCCUCGACUCAAUCAUAGUAGGCAUAGGUACGGCUAAUUCAAUAAUAAUCUAAUUCAUAGGAGUCAGGUCUGGUUUCCUGACUGAACGCGAUAAAAUACAGCAGCCUGCGUUAGUAUGGUUUGACGCAUCCACCGCUCAGCUGGGUUGCCGGUACGUUUGAGUAAGGCUGUUUUUUUAAGGAAGAAGUUUAGCGAUGGUUUGCGGGAAUUUUGGGGGUCUGUGGUUCGAUGUUUUUUUAAUUGUUUGUGUUGUGCGGACUUGUACGUGUUUGACUUUUAAGUAUCACAACAAUAGUGAAUUGGAGCAAGUUUUGAAGAAUUUUACGAAUACGACAACGAAUAUCAAAACUAGAUUGGAGAAUAUUGGAAAUUCUUUCAAUAGAAUACCAUUAUGGGCGAUAGAACUAACAGCCGCCGAAGAAAAUACGUUAGGAGUUCCGAAUAUCAAACUCAUUGGAAACAUCCAUGGCAACGAAGCAGUAGGAAGAGAAAUAAUACUGAAUUUUAUGGAGUACCUCCGGACUGAAUAUGACAGGAACACCACAAUCCAGUGGCUUCUCAAUAAUACACGGAUGCAUUUUCUACCGACUAUGAACCCGGACGGCUUUGCGGUCUCCCACGAAGGAAUGUGCUCUGGGGAGUACGGCAGGAAUAACGGAAAGCAAGGGGACGUGGAGGAUCUAAACAGGAACUUUCCAGAUUUUUUCCACGACAACAAGAUUCCCAGACAACCGGAAACAGUGGCUGUGAUGCGUUGGAUGGAUCGAAUACCUUUCAUAUUAUCCGCUGGACUUCAUGGUGGCGCUGUUGUCGCGAACUAUCCUUUCGACACUGUAAAGGAAGAAAGUUGGAAAACACUCUUACGGAGAAUUGAAAAAGCAAGGAAUUCUCAGGAAGAAUACCGACUGAGGCUACACUACUUGGCUUCCAAACCAAUAAAUCCACCAUCUUUAACGCCAGAUGAUGACGUUUUCAGACAUUUAGCUACUGUGUAUGCAAAUAAUCAUCUGACAAUGCAUAAAGGAGUAAUCUGUGAUAAUGGAAAAAAAUUCAAGGGUGGAAUAACAAAUGGAGCAGCAUGGUAUCCAUUUUCUGGUGGUAUGCAAGAUUUCAAUUAUGCCAAACAUGGUUGUAUGGAAUUGACUCUAGAAAUAUCUUGCUGCAAAUUUCCAAGAGCAAGUGAGCUGCCUCAUCUGUGGGAGGAAAAUAAAAUGGCAUUAUUACGCUAUGUGAUGGAAGCGCACAGAGGUGUCACUGGUCAAUUAUUGGAUUCUGUUACGAAUCUACCUGUUUCAAAAGCAAAUCUCCAAAUAUAUGGGAGAAACAUGACUUUCCAUCCUACAAAAAAUGGGGAGUUUUGGAGACUUCUUCUACCUGGAGAGUACCAAAUUCAGGUGGAUGCGCCAGGAUACUACUCAACACUGCAAGGGUUCACUGUCAGGAAUUUUUCAGCAGAUCAACUGCCAUCCUUGACGAAAUUGAAAAUUCUCCUCUUGAAUUCGACGAUUCCUACUACUCCAAAAGCAGAAACGCCACCAUCAUCAACGCCAACUAUCGGACGAGAUCUGAGAGAAACCACUGCAGAAGAAGGGCAAACUACCACCCUAUUAGAGUUCAAUUUGUUAGGACAUUUUCAACGUAGUGCCGAUUCUAAAUCUGAAUAUAGCAAGGGUUUGAAGCCUGAUAUUUUCUCCUGUUUCCUGUCGAUGAUUAUAAUAGAGAUAUUCCUGUUCGUUGUUUUAUAACACUGUUUUAUUUAAUUUUGCAUUCCUUUAGGUAUAGUUUCUCGAUCUGUGAUGUAUGUUAAGUAUUAAAUGAGAUAUUUCAGAAAUAAAUCUUUUACUCAUA
Messenger RNA from Harmonia axyridis, 2048 nucleotides. Its product is annotated as carboxypeptidase D-like. Lineage: Eukaryota; Metazoa; Arthropoda; Insecta; Coleoptera; Coccinellidae. Gene Ontology annotation, biological process: proteolysis. The transcript is spliced from 8 exons. The coding region runs from base 395 to 1945 and encodes 516 amino acids. The record is from RefSeq and is a predicted model, not a curated record. Gene Ontology annotation, cellular component: cell surface. Gene Ontology annotation, molecular function: metallocarboxypeptidase activity; zinc ion binding.